AUUAAAAGUCACAAAAAGUUUUCUUAGAAAUUAUAAUUGAGCUAUACUUAUAACAAUAAUUACUCGUAUUAUAUAUUUCUCUCGCAAUCCAUAAAAAAUGCGAUCAUCAUCAUCAGCAGCAGCAGCAGCUAAAAGAGAAAACAACAGAGGUUUAAACGGCCGGUUUUUGACGCUUCACAGCCGCCUUUAUAACGCUCUUCGUCUUGGUUUCAGAAAUGAAGAGGAAGGAAGCAGAUGGUAUUGUACAGAUGUCGAGACACAAAGACAUGUUGUCCGUUCGGUUGAUGCUUUUCUUGAUUGUAUAUCUAGUGAAACAUCACACCACCCUCUAGUAAAGGAAUCCGUUGCUGAUAUUGUACCGGCAUUGGGAACUACACUUCUUCAGAAAAAUGAAGCAGUGAUGAAAUUGGCUUCAAAGGUGUUUGUAAAAAUGGUCAGUGUUAUUCCUAGUUCAGUUAUUGAAUCACUUGUGCUGGAUAUAGUACAUCCUGUGUCAUCUUCUUUGUCUUCACGUCAUGUACAAGUUGUCAUUUCAUGCACAAGUGCUUUGAGUAUAAUCUUAUCGUAUCCAAGUUCUAAAAGAGAAAAAGAAGUAUGGAAAAUCUUGGAAGAAACGGAGACCGUUAGUAAUAUCAUCCACCAUAUACAAUCUGGUGGGAGUAAACCAGCGGAGUUCUUCUAUGAAACAGUUUCUCUUUUGAGUAAAAUAAUGUGGCGAUGGCCAUCUUCUAGACUUUGUAUUUGGAACGAUAGUGGAUUAAUGGAAGUAUUAAAUUCUCUCAACCACGAACGUAUUCUUUCUGUGAGAGCUGCAGUUUUGCAGUUGUAUUCAACCAUAGCUUUAUGUAGAAACGGAGCUAAGAAGCUUUUAGACAGUGAAAAUUCCCCUUUACAGUUGAUGGUGGAAUGCAUGGAUAGCUUGAACCCUGACUACCUACAAUUGGCUGGAUUUAUGUUGGCUGAAUCCUUUGGGUUGAGUGAAGAAGGUCGGGUCAAAAUGAUUGAGUUGCAUUGUGAGCCGUUGGUUAAAGCCAUCAUUAGUGGACUAAGUAACUGGAGUUUGCAUUCAGGGAAGCUUACAAAAGGCCAGAUUUCUCUGAUUAAGGGUGCUUGUUGUGUGUCCAAGAUCAUUUGCUGGCCUGGGAAGCAUCACAGUUACUUCUGGAAACUAGGAAUCGAGAGUGUUCUCCUUAAGCUACUUUUGGAUGAUUUUCAUAUCAAGCAACUCAAUGAGCAGUUCUCUUCAUCAGAGGAACUAGCAGCCAUGCUACGAGAUCGUUCAAGUGCUAACUUUCUUUCUGUGAUUAAACCUCAUGUGUGGGAUAUUCUUGGAGGGCUUGCAGCACAUUGUGCAGAAGAUUUCACCACACAGAUGCUUGGAAGCGAGCUUCACCUUAACAUCCUAAUCACAUGUGCAUGCUUAGGUUUCGUAGAUUCAUUGCGUUCAACCCAUCAGCAUUGCUCAAGUAUAUUAGACGAGUCGGUAUCUAGAGCAGUUUUAUUAAUGAUUUAUUCCCCUUCGAAGUACAUAGCAACCCAAGCCAAAUCCAUAUUGGCUGAAAUGCUAAAGCCAAAUGCCAAAGAGGAUGUCAAGUACCUAUUGAAUACCCUCAAUGCUAUAUCAUCAAGUAUCAAUAUAGUGUCUGACAAUCUUAAAAUGCUAAACCUCAUAAGCUUGGCAUGUUAUUCGGGUAUACCUCAAUAUCGUAGGUAUGUUUUGAAGAAUCAAGGGAUAGAGAUAUUGUUAUCUUUCAUACAAGUAUUGUCAAGAAACCACAUUCAUGCUGGAAGGAUGGAUUCGUCACUUCAUUAUUGUGACCAUAACAUGAAGAUGUGUUGCUAUGAGUGUGAAGAAGACUGGCAAGGUGAUGAAACAUUAUUGCUUUUUAGUUUGUUAGGGCUAGCUGAAUUGGUGCACCAUUGUGGUUCAGUGAAAGAUCGUGCUUUUGAAUCUACUGAAGCUCAAAUAAUAACUGACAUUCAGGAGGUCUGUAUUAACUCACGUGCUUCUGGAUCAAGAUGGUAUGCUGCAUAUCUUCUUAGCUAUUUUGGCUUUUAUGGAUUUCCAUCAAAACUUGGCAAAAGCAUUGGGAAUGUCCUCAGUGGUGAUGAAUAUACAAAUUUGACACUCAUUUUUGCUAACCAGGAGCAUGUAAAUGUUCAUGAUGUCAUUAUUAGAGUUCGUUGCCCAUCUCUCUUGCCUUGUAAGGAAUUACAAUCUGAAGGGAAAAAAUCUACAUAUCAAUAUAUAAGGAAAGAAGUUCGGCUAUCUGCUCAGGUGAAUCACCAGGCAUUAUUGAAGUUGUUGGAAUAUGUCUACUCGGGACAACUGAGAGCAGGAGAAGACCUUCUGAAGAGAUUAAGAACAUUGGCUAAACAUUGUAAUUUGCAGCCUCUGUUACAAAUGCUUGGUAGAAGUCGUCCCAAAUGGAGAACACGUGCUCCAAGCUUUGACCUUACCUCUGCUCUUGGUCCAACUGGCUGCCAUUUCUCGGACAUUGUUCUUCAAGCAAAGGGUAAUACAUCUCUGGAAUGGAUGUGUGAAGCUUGCUCUCUAUCACAACCACAUUUACAUGCUCAUAAAGCCAUUUUAUGUGCAAGUUGUGACCAUAUGCGUGCUUUGCUUUGUUCUGGAAUGCAGGAAAGCCAUUCGGAAACUAUAACGGUGGAUCUUGGCUGGAAAGCACUAGUUAGACUAGUUAACUGGUUUUAUUGUGGUAAACUAUUGCCAAAACCGAAGUAUGGUUGCUUAUGGCGUAAUUUAGAUGAACAAGAAAAAUUAGAUGAACUUAUUCCAUAUGUGGAGCUUUACUGCCUGUCAGAUAGUUGGCUUCUUGAAGAUAUUCACAAGGAAUGCUCAAGAGUAAUAGCAACCUGCUUAGAUUCAGUCAACAUGGCAAUUAAAUUAAUUCAAAUUGCGGCUGAUUGCUUUCAGUGGGAUCUGGUAGGAUUGGCUGCCAACUUUAUUGCACCCUCCUAUCAUCAUCUUCGUAACUCUAGAGAGCUUCUUGAACUUGAUGAAGAGCUUGUGGAGAUGGUACGUGUGGCAUCUGUUGCUAGACUCUCUCAACGAGGUAUUCAUACCUGAUUCUUUAGCCAUCUGGUCAGUGCUCAUCUCUUGUUCUGUAUAUUGUUUUAGAUGCAGGACAAGUAUUGAGUUUACAAAAUAUAGAGACACGAUACUUGUAAAUGAACAUUCUGUAGUAGUUGGUUCGCGAUAUAAAGGUUACAUGGUGCUUGUGUGCUGUGUCUGAUAUCUGUGAUUCAAAGUGAUACUAGGUCCUGACCAGGAGUGCCAUAUAGUAAUGAUUAUAUCUACAAGUAAGACAACAAAUUGUUUGGCCUCUAAUUUUGCUCCAUUAAACUCUGCUAGACUGCUACUGCUACAACAAUUUCGUAUAUGACAAGCUUCUAUGUGA
Molecule: messenger RNA, 3419 nt
Organism: Erigeron canadensis
Lineage: Eukaryota; Viridiplantae; Streptophyta; Magnoliopsida; Asterales; Asteraceae
Product: BTB/POZ domain-containing protein At1g04390
Exons: 8
Coding region: 98-3088 (996 amino acids)
Molecular function (GO): protein binding
Source: RefSeq, a predicted model, not a curated record